Molecule: messenger RNA, 1961 nt
Organism: Amyelois transitella
Lineage: Eukaryota; Metazoa; Arthropoda; Insecta; Lepidoptera; Pyralidae
Gene: DEF8
Product: differentially expressed in FDCP 8 homolog
Exons: 1
Coding region: 244-1563 (439 amino acids)
Source: RefSeq, a predicted model, not a curated record
AAAUCUGUGUCAAAAAUGACGGAACAAAUUUAACAUUGAAGAACCUACUUCUCUUUCAUCAAAACAAAGGAAAUGAUGACAAUAAAUGAGGCGUAAUCAGUGACUAACUGCGUUUCUCACCUGCUACACCAUUCCAAACAAUUUAUUUACAUAAAUUGCUGACGAAAAUGAAAUAACACUUUGUGACGAGUGCCUCAAAUUUUGCGUGAAAACCCCGCGUUCAAUUCCGACGUAAUUGCGACGAUGGCUGCUGCGUUAGCUAAUGAUUCUCCGAAAUAUCGCAACAGCCUGAUAUGCUGCAGCCCUAGAAGCGUGGAAGUCGCCUCCGGGAGUCCAUCCUCAUCAUCUACUUCCGGGUGCGUUUCUGCUGACGAAAGUUACGACUCGAACAUCCCAAAGACCAUAGCCAACAAGAAACUGAAGAUUCACAGCACAGCGACGCGAGAAGAGAUAGAGAAAGCUAUAAUUCAGUGUAAAGAACUUGUUUUAAACAGUCCUCAAUGUUCCGACGAACGUAAAUGGUUCGUGAGGUAUUUAGUUGAGUUGCGUAUUCGUUUAGAAGAUUUGAAGGACAAUGAUGGACAACCAAGGCAGCUAGUGUCCAUAAAAGGGCAUCAUUUCGAGCGCCAAGCCAGUUCUAGUACCAGGAAACAGUAUUGUGACCACUGUAGUGGUGUAAUAUGGAGUAUAGUGCAAGCUUCGUACAUUUGCAACGAUUGUGGCUAUUUGUGUCAUUAUAAAUGUGUUGAUCACAUAUGCAGAGUGUGUGCCCAUGUGGUUAUGACAGAAAGUGGUCAUUUUGAAAUGAAUAUAUGUCCGGAAAGGGGCUUGGCAGCUCAAGAUUACAAGUGUGCGGAGUGUCAGACAACUUUAACCUUUAAGGAUACAUGGAACGAACCACGUUUAUGUGAUUACACGGGCCUGUAUUUCUGCACAACGUGCCAUUGGAAUGAUUUAUUCGCAAUCCCCGCUAGAGUGGUACACAAUUGGGAUUGGGAAAAGCGAUAUGUUUCACGAAUCGCAUAUCAAAUGCUGACAUUAUCGUGGUCACGACCAUACAUAGAUGUCGAGAGUAUAAAUUCUAAAUUGUUCAACUUUAUUGCGGAAUUGGAAUGGGUGCAUAAAAUGAGGAGGGAUUUAGAAUGGAUGAGGCGUUACCUCUGCGCGUGUGCUGAAGGCACAUUGUUAUUGUCUCCGUUAUUCGUACAACUAGGUGAUGUGAACAACCAAUACAGCAUGGCUCACUUACAAGCGAUAAACGAUGGAUCAUUAGAGUCUGAACUGACCGAAUUAACAGAACAGUGUCGCUCACACAUAACAAACUGCGCUCUUUGCUCUGGAAAAGGGUACAUUUGUGAAAUUUGCAACAAUAACGAGGUUAUAUACCCGUUUGAUAACGGAGCUAUAAUGUGCGAAAAAUGUAAUUCAGUUUGCCAUAGGGGUUGUUGGUUACGAAAAGGGCAGAAAUGCUUAAAAUGCAUUAGGCUAGAGGAGAGAAAGAAAAAAGUUGAAGAUGUGACUGAUUCAAAUUUAGAAUAUGACAUAGACAAGUUUGUUGAAUGAUUUUAAUAUUUAUUUGUGACGCCAUAUAUGUGAUAGUUUGACAUUGUAAUUAAAAAUUGUAUGAACCAUAAAUAAGAUGCCUUGAUUUUUAAAUUGUUUUUAUUUAAUAGGUAUUUUAUAUUUGAGCUGGAUUACUAAGUGAAUAAAUCAUGUCUAAGUACAUUCAAAGCUUAUUAAGUUUAAGGAAAAAAAUGUUAAAAUGUAACUCAUUAUUCUUCAAGAUUAAAUCCAAGGGCUUCUAAAUUUUGGUACAUAUUAGAAUAACUUUCGUAUUAAGUUUAAUAUUUUGACAUUGUAUACCAUUUUGUUACUAAAUGAUCAAUGAUGCAUGUUGAUUUUUUUAUUAGUUUAUAAGCUAUGGACUCAAUAAAUAUAAAUAAAAGUUGACUUUUAAAUUA